CAACUGUACAUUUUCUAUUAUUUCUCGAGUUUUCGAUAGCACUCCCUGUAACCUGAAAAUAAAAAUUAAUCAUUGGACUAAAUACAUAUCAGAUAUGAAGGAUUGUUGUGUUUGCCAAGAAAACAACUCAAUUUAUAAAUGUCCAAUCUGUGUUCAAUUUUAUUGUUCAGUGACUUGUUAUAAGUCUCACAAGGAAGCUGGCUGCGAAGUUCCACCAGCCAAAGUAUCAGCAGAGCUUCAUGAAUCGGUUAAAUAUAAUUUUCCCACCGAAGACACAGUGCCGCGGGAAAAACUAGAAUUGCUUGGUCACAGUAAAGAAGUAAAAAAAUGUUUGGAGAAUCCUCAUGUUCGUGAUAUUGCUCAAGCUAUACUAAACAAUCCGAAUCCAACAAAAGCAAUUGCUUUAGCUAUGACUGAGCCCAUUUUUGUUGAACUCGCAGACGCUUGUUUGAGAGUCGUUGAACCAAUUGAUACAAUGAACAGGAUUAUUAGCAACAUAAUACUCUAAAUCUGCUGGUGGAUUUUCGCCAUCAACUUCUAAGCCCAGAGCAUGGUAUCGUUUUCUAACGUGAUAAGCUGCCAUUUUUGGUUCUCUAUUUCUUUAAUAAUGUGUACGAACUUUGAGCUGUUCGGAAGUCGGCAAAGUUCCAGAUGAAUUCGCCAAUGAACCAGUUCUGUUGCCGUAAAUAGUCAAAGGCCAAAAAGUGUCGAGAGAGAAGUGCAGUUUGAUAUUCUUCACUCCAAACGUAUUCAGGAAACUGUAAAUUAGUAAAUGAAAACAAGUCACUUAUGUGUAAAUCAGUGGAAUCUCAAAUAAUUUAAUGACCGGCCGGAGAGUGAUGAAUCUAUAAUUUCUUUUCAUUAUACUCGAAUUUUUGAAUAAGUUGCAAUCUAUUGUUAUAAGUUGCAAUCAAUUUAUUCUUUUAUCUAUCCACAAAAAUCAUCUUUAAGUGUAACACUGUCUAAAGUAUAAAUAUUUGAAUCAAAUCGCUAAUUAUUGAUACUAAUAACUUCAAGUAGGCUUCGUGUUUCUAAUUUUAUUAUUUUGUAUUAUUUUUAUAUUGAAAAGUGUUUGAUAAGUUAAGAAUUCUAAACAACGAUGAAAAACAAUGUUACAAGGUACUCUAUAAGAUCAUCAAAGUCCAAAUGUAAUUAUGAUCACCUGACGAAGCAAAAAUCAAAUUUGCAAAACGUUGCGUAAAAUAAUGAAUAAUGAUAUUUAUUAAUAAAAAAAAAAAAAAAAAAACUAACAAAUGAGAUAAAUAUUGAUAGAGAUAAUUGUCAAAAAUAUUUGGAAUUUAAGUUAGGUUGAUAUCAUAACAAAUAAUAUUAAUUACUAUAUAAAAACACAACUUAGUGAUGGCUCGUGAAGCGAUCAAAAGUGGAAGUUAUUAUUUAUUUAUAUAGAUUAAUUUUUCUUAGGAAUCAUGAAUCAUGAAGUAUGAACAUGAAUAAUUAUGCUCGAAUUCAUGUCUAUGAAUUUAAUUUUUUUGUAGAUUGUAUUGUAAAAUGAGAAAUUUUCAUUAAGGAAGUCCUUUCGCUCCAAUUGAGUCAAAACAAUUGUAGUAGUUAAUAUACGAUAAAUUAAAAUAAAAAACCCAUAAAAAUUCCUAAAAUUAAAUAAUAAAUAGUAUAUGAGGCAUUAAUCGUUGAAAUUUUGAAAAUAAAAAAAAAAAUAGUUAAAUACAAAAAUUAAUUUGACUCUUUCAAAUCAGCUGCUAGUAACCUGUCCGUAAUUUGGCAACGCUGUACUUCGGUUGUUUACAUUUUCAUUUGCACAAUAUAACUUUAACCACGUUUAAGUUUUUGCAGUCAGUGUUAAUAAAUAAAUUAGUU
Messenger RNA from Cotesia glomerata, 1836 nucleotides. Its product is annotated as zinc finger HIT domain-containing protein 3. The coding region runs from base 95 to 508 and encodes 137 amino acids. The record is from RefSeq and is a predicted model, not a curated record. The transcript has 5 exons. Lineage: Eukaryota; Metazoa; Arthropoda; Insecta; Hymenoptera; Braconidae. Gene Ontology annotation, molecular function: protein binding.